AUGCCACAGGAAGUCCCUCGAGACCACAGGAAGCCUCUCGAGUCCACAGGAAGCCCCUCGAGACCACAGGAAGCCCCUCGAGGCCACAGGAAGCCCCUCGAGACCACAAGAAGCCCCUCGAGACCACAAGAAGCCCCUCGAGGCCACAGGAAGCUCCUCGUGACCACAAGAAGCCCCUCGAGACCACAGGAAGCCCCUCGAGACCACAAGAAGCCCCUCGAGGCCACAGGAAGCCCCUCGAGACCACAGGAAGCCCCUCGAGACCACAAGAAGCUCCUCGAGACCACAAGAAGCCCCUCGAGGCCACAGGAAGCUGUUCGAGACCACAAGAAGCCCCUCAAGACCACAGGAAGCCCCUCGAGGCCACAGGAAGCCCCUCGAGACCACAAGAAGCCCAUCGAGACCACAGGAAGCCCCUCGAGGCCACAGGAAGUCCCUCGAGUCCACAGGAAGUCCCUCGAGACCACAGGAAGCCCCUCGAGGCCACAGGAAGCCCCUCGAGACCACAAGAAGCCCCUCGAGACCACAAGAAGCCCCUCGAGGCCACAGAAAGCCUCUCGAGGCCAUAGGAAGCUCCUCGAGGCCAUAGGAAGCUCCACGAGGCCACAGGAAGCUCUUCGAGGCCACAGGAAGAUCCUCAAGGCCACAGGAAGCUCUUCGAGGCCAUAG
Molecule: messenger RNA, 669 nt
Organism: Procambarus clarkii (red swamp crayfish)
Lineage: Eukaryota; Metazoa; Arthropoda; Malacostraca; Decapoda; Cambaridae
Source: RefSeq, a predicted model, not a curated record